AUCAGGGAAAUGUUAAUAACAAAAGUGGAUGCACUCGAAACAAAAGUGACGCGUCUCGAGGAUCAAUUAGAGCAACAAAAUUCACUUCUUACAUCCCUACAAUCUAACGGUCAAACCCAUUACAAUUUGGCUUCAAACAAAUUUCCCAGUCAGUCUCCUUCAAAAAGUGCCAUCGGAAGAACCUGCCGGGAAGUUCGUGCGGCAGAUCCAGCGCUGGCUUCCGGCUUGUACUGGAUCGAUCCUGACGGACAGGGCGUUGGAGAUGAUCCCAUCAACGUUUACUGUGACAUGACAUUAGGUUCGACAUCCGUUUUACACGACAGUGAAAUGGAGAUGGACGUUGGGCACUGCGCUGAUCCCGGAUGCUACUCGAGAGCAAUCAAUUAUCAAGCUACCACAAGGCAAAUGGUAGCCUUGUCUGAGCUGUCUAAUGAAUGCCACCAGUCUAUCAAAGUAUAGAUAUCAUCACUCUGACAUUUUUAAACUGAAUAAUUUGACUAACACAUUUAUCUUAAUUUAAUUAAAUCCAGUACGAUUGCACUGCUGCUCCAUUUGAGAUCAACAACGUAGCCUAUGCAUGGUGGAAUGACAGAAUCGGAAAUCCGAAAUAUUUUUGGUCGGGCAGCAACAGCAGCAUCCACAUCUGUCAGUGCGGAAUCGAUCAAAAUUGUGUUGAAAGUUUUAUGCCGUGCAACUGCGAUUCCAGUCUGCCAGCACCAUUUGUCGACAGCGGGAUAAUAACCGACAAGAGUGUUUUGCCAAUAACCCGUCUAAACUUUGGUAGAACGAUUUUGGAAUAUUCUUCCGGAGUACACACGCUCGGCAGAUUCGAAUGUUCGGGACAGAAGGCCGUCGAAGGAAUGGCUUCUUCUUGCGAAGAUUUAUGGCGUAUAGGACAUACGUUGAGUGGCUUGUACUCCGUCAUGGGAGUUACAAAAGUCGAAAAUAUUUACUGUGAUUUUACAAAACUUCCUGACGACGCAGGUUUCCAGAAAUGGAUUGGAUACAAUGACGUCAAAUCUAUGCCCGUUUAUUUUUAUGUCCAGAGAAACAGUCAAGUUUUCAACGCAACAAAAACUCCGAUUCCCUUUGAAACAGCAAAACUCAACCUUGGAGGCGCAAUGAAUUUAUCAACAGGAAUUUUUACUGCACCUCGAACAGGAACUUAUUUUUUCUCCUUUACCGGGAUGACGGUGUUUUCUGCAACGUCAAAUGCAGUACAAGGUCUUAGCAUAGGUUUGUAUCUGAAUGAUGUACUGGUUGGAGCGAGUGAAGCUGAAGAUUCAAACACUAUAAAGGGUCAAAAUGAUCAGUUGUCUCUUCAAUCCACACUUCAUUUGCAAGCAGGAGAUCAAAUCUGGGUACAGAUUGACUAUACGCAAGGAACACUGCCGUAUCUUUUUGACAACCCUUAUCACUUUACUCAUUUUAAUGGUUGGCUUUUAGAGGAAGAUCUAAGUGCAUUACUAUUACAGUAAUAUUUAUCGAAUAACAGAAACAAUGCAGCUAGUAUCACGUCACCUUCACGCUGCAAACGUUUCCCUUUCUCCUAU
Messenger RNA from Daphnia pulex (common water flea), 1553 nucleotides. Its product is annotated as collagen alpha-1(X) chain-like. The transcript is spliced from 4 exons. Lineage: Eukaryota; Metazoa; Arthropoda; Branchiopoda; Diplostraca; Daphniidae. Bases 684 to 1478 code for a protein of 264 amino acids. Gene Ontology annotation, molecular function: protein binding. The record is from RefSeq and is a predicted model, not a curated record.